Messenger RNA from Microplitis mediator, 2390 nucleotides. It is a transcript of the gene vg, whose product is annotated as protein vestigial. Bases 1003 to 1974 code for a protein of 323 amino acids. Gene Ontology annotation, biological process: regulation of transcription by RNA polymerase II. Gene Ontology annotation, cellular component: nucleus. The transcript is spliced from 6 exons. Lineage: Eukaryota; Metazoa; Arthropoda; Insecta; Hymenoptera; Braconidae. The record is from RefSeq and is a predicted model, not a curated record.
UGCAUGUGUGUGAGUGUGUGAACUCAAAGGGAGUGUGGAGUCGUGAGUUUAUAGCAGAUAGCUAUAGGGAGAGGAGAGACAGCCUGACUAAAAAGACAUCGGGGAAAGGCAUCAGCUAGAAAAAGUAUCGUGGUGGUGGGAGAGGGUGACACGGGCCCUCGAUUCAGUCUGUCUUUGCCCACCAGAGACUCUGUACCGUUUUGUCCUGGAUCUGAUCCAACACAAUAAUCCCAGCAUCGGGGUUUUACAAUUUUAUUUUGUCAAAAUAAAGUUAUUCAAAAUAACAAUCACAACAAUAACAUAAACAACAACUCGCUAGUAUUCUUUAAUAUACUCAUGUAAUUAAUCGUACGGAUGAGGUGUCCAACGAUUAAGAUGAUAAUUACUGGUGUUAAAUUUAAAUAAGAAUUUUUGUGCUAGUGUAUUAAUAAGCCAUAUAUAUUUAUAUAUAUAUAAGUGAAUUAAAUCUAGUGGCGAAUAUUAAUAUUUAUAAAUAUAGAUGACUAAUUGAGUCAACAGAGUGAGAACCGUCGGGUGAUUAAAGUAUAUAAUUACAAUCAUAUUUAUUUAUUUAUUUAUUUUGUUUGUGAUAGUGAGUGUUGUCAUUAAAUAAUUGUGAAUAUUUUCAGACCAAAAAUUUGAUUGUACAUAUUUACAAUGAAUUGAUUGCGGCCUAAUGAUAAUGUCACUUGACUGAAUACAGUACACAUAUAUGUAUAUAUAAAUAUAUUAUAUAUACAUAUAUAGAUGUAUUAUAUGUACAUAAUAAUUGAAAGUGUGGAAGCCAAGUUGAGAUAGCAGCAGCAGCAGCAUCAACGAGAGCAAUAACAGCGAAGGCAGAAGCAGGACCAGGAGGAAGAGCACGAGCAGGUUGAAGGUUAAAUUUGUUAAGUGAAAAAAUUAAGGAGCGUGGAGGAAGUUAAGGGCGCGGGUUACGCGGGUGCAACGUUCGGGUACGCUAGUCGGCAGGCCGGCUCUGGGGUGCCGGGUCCGGGGGGUGUGAUGAGCUGCUCCGAGGUGAUGUAUCAAUAUUAUCCUUACCUCUAUCAGAGGCCACCGCCACCCCCGCACCCGAGUCAUCCCCAUGCGGCGCCGCAUCCUCAUCCCCAUGCUAAUCCACACACUGCUCAUCAUAGUCCUGCGAGGCCCGCACCUUUUCAACCAUUUUCCGCUACUGCAACUGCUCAUCAGUAUGAUAGGAUAAAUGUCCAUCAAAGAUCGUUAGAAGCAGCAGCAGGCCUGGAAUUAUGUGCAGCAGCAGCAGUAGCAAGUGGUAGUGUACCUCAAGGUCAGCCAAGUAGUGCAGGAUCAGUAGGAUCAGCACCAAGUCCAGCAUCACCACGACCUACACCCCAAUCGAGACAACAAUCGUUAGCAGCCGCAUCACAGCCAUCGAGAACUUUAGACGAUGACCGAUCUACGGAUGGCCCAGGAACGACAGCCGAUGAUUCAGAUGAUGGUGAAAGCAGAGCGCAGUAUGUUAAUGCUAAUUGCGUUGUCUUUACACAUUACCGCGGUGAUGCUGCAUCUGAAGUUGAAGAACACUUUCAAAGAGCUUUAGCCCAUGACAAAGUUAAAGAAAAUAUUCCAAUGUCGACGAGGAAUUUCCCACCGUCUUUCUGGAAUAGUCAGCAUCCGGGUGACGUGUACGAAUACCCAACGGAUCCUUGGCAUCCUCAUUAUCCUCAGUAUCACCACAGAGCCGUCCAUGAGUAUCAUCAUCACAAUAUGGCGGCAGCCGCAAGCUACGGAGGGUUGUUACUCGGGGGUGCAAGAAGUCUAGGCCAUCAUACGUCACAUCAUGCGGCUCAUCACGCACACGCAGCAGCAGCUUCAUACAAAGACUGGACGUCUGCGACGCCUUCGCAAUCCCUCGUAGACGCAUCCUCAGCACCCCCCUAUCACGGCCCUUACGCACCCCUAUCUGGUCUUGAUCCUCAAGUUCAAGAUUCCAAAGAUCUCUACUGGUUCUAGAAAAUAUCCUGAGUCAUAAAAAAGGAUGCAGUUAGAAAAAUAUAAUUAAUUAAUUAAUUGAAUAAUAAUAAUAAUGAAUAAAAUAAAAAACUUUUUUAUAUAUAUUUAAUUUGAAAAACGCAAAAGUGAAAGAACUGUUUGUUAAAAUGUUAUAAAUAUCGAUAAAAGUGAAUGAACGAAAGAAAAAAAAAUAAGUUGUAAUGUCAAGUGUAUAUAGUGUUGCCUAAUUACUGUAAGAAAUGUGUUAGUUAUUCAUAAACUAAGACUAUUAAAUACAUAUUAGUAAAUUUGCGUGCACUAUUUAUCAAAAAUGACUGCUGUGAACUGAUGCUGAGAUUUUGAUUUAACGUAGUGUGAAAAUUAGUGAUUAAAUAAAUAAAUAAAAAAAUUAAAUUUGUAAAUUGUCAAAAAAAAAA